Molecule: messenger RNA, 3050 nt
Organism: Boleophthalmus pectinirostris (great blue-spotted mudskipper)
Lineage: Eukaryota; Metazoa; Chordata; Actinopteri; Gobiiformes; Gobiidae
Product: plastin-1-like
Exons: 17
Coding region: 902-2803 (633 amino acids)
Biological process (GO): actin filament network formation; actin filament bundle assembly
Cellular component (GO): cytoplasm; actin filament; actin filament bundle
Molecular function (GO): actin filament binding; calcium ion binding
Source: RefSeq, a predicted model, not a curated record
CGCAUAAUUAGGUUGAGUUCUUCUCUCAGACUGAAAGCACUCUGUUCUACCUUGUUAUAUACUGUGCUUUUAAACUCCAUAUACCUUCAUUGGAAUCAUUUGAAUAAUUUCAGACCUGGAAUUUCCAAUCUCUACAGAACAAAAGGUAAAAGGUAGCUGUUAACUUGAAAAUAACCGCUUCAUGACAUCACAAGGAGGAACAGAGCAUUUUGAGCUUUGGAAAUGUAGACAAACUAAUAAUAAAGAAUUACUCAGACAUGUGUGAAUGAAACAAAACACAACUCCAGGUAUGUUUAUGACGAGAUAACAUUAUAACAUGGCUCAAAGCUCACAAAAGUCAUUAUGUGUAAUAUAGGACCUUUAAUUGCUGCAUAAUUCUUUCUUAUUUGCUUACACCUCAGUGCGCAUGUGUUGAAAUCCAGUGAAUUAUUGAGAAGCUUUAUGAGAAAGUCCUUAUACUUUUGCUCCACCAGGGCUGAUCCCAGGUCAGUGUAAUGGGCUCACCUCGAUCACAGCACUUGCCUGAAUACCUAUCCCAGAACAGGUCUUUUGAUGGGGACCGUAACCUGAUCUAAUGGGUGAAAUCAGACCUAGUGGGUGACACAGCAAGAAGCAGGACAACUUUCUAGACAAUUGCUCAAACAUGGAACGCAUGGAAGAACCUACACAUGAUCCAACCAUAAGGUCUAAAGGUCCUGCCUGCUCCUUGGAGUGACUCCACCUGAGAGAGAGAGGCACGACAGCUGCCCCUCCAGCUCCUCCAUCUCCCCAGCUGCUCCAGCUCCUCCAGAGAUCAGGGAACGGGCCCAACUUCACCCCUGCACCUCAUCCACAAGGACGACGGAAUCAAAACAGGAUUCUUCACUGGGAUAGCAACAUAUUGGCUGCAGAUAAGGCCACAAUGGACAGCCACAUCACUCAAAUUUCCCGUGAGGACCUUGAAGACCUCAGAGAUGCUUUCAAUAAAAUCGACAUCGAUAACAGUGGGUACGUGAGUGACUUUGAGCUGCAGGAGCUGUUCCGAGAGGCCAGUUUCUCAAUCCCUGGAUACAAAGUAAGAGAGAUCAUGGAAACCUUCAUCGCAGGAGACACCAACAAGGACGAGAAGAUCAGCUUUGAGGAGUUUGUCUCUAUCUACCAGGAGCUGAAGAGCAAACAGAUCAGUGAGACCUUCAGAAAGACCAUCUCCAGGAGGGACGGAAUCCGCUCGUUUGGGGGUCUGUCUGGGAACUCCUGUGAGGGCACACAGCACUCGUACUCAGAGGAGGAGAAGGUCGCGUUUGUGAAUUGGAUCAAUAAAGCUCUAGCCAAAGACCCAGACUGUGAGCACCUUCUGCCCAUGAACCCAGACAAUGAGAGCCUGUUUGCCUCUGUACGGGACGGCAUCCUCCUCUGCAAAAUGAUAAACUUUUCCCAGCCUGACACCAUUGACGAAAGAGUCAUCAACACAAAGAAACUGACCACUUUCAAAAUGACGGAGAACUUGGUGCUGGCCCUGAAUUCUGCAUCCGCGAUCGGUUGCACUGUGGUCAGUGUCGACGCCCAUGAUCUGAUGGCUGGGAAACCCCAUCUGGUGCUGGGCAUGCUCUGGCAGAUCAUCAAGGUCGGACUUUUCGCUGAUAUAGAAAUCAGCAGGAACGAAGGUCUGGUCUGUCUGCUGAUGGAUGGAGAGCAGUUGGACCACCUCCUGUCCUUGUCCCCAGAGGAGCUGCUUCUGAGAUGGGUCAACUACCACCUACGCAACGCUGGCACCCAGACCAUCAGCAACUUUAGCGAGGACAUCAAGGACUCCAGAGCUUACUUCUACCUGAUGGACCAGAUUUCACCAAAAGGAGAUGACUACAGAAUUAGCGUCAGGAUUGACAUGAGCGGCAUUAAUGAGCAUGACUUGAACCGUCGUGCAGAGCUGAUGCUGCAGCAGGCCGCACGUCUGGACUGUCGCCAGUUUGUUUCUCCUCGGGACGUGACUUCAGGAAACAGUAAACUCAACAUGGCCUUUGUCGCCAACCUCUUCAACAACCACCCUGCCCUGGAGAGAGGGGGCAUGAAUGGGCUGGAUAUGGGCCGAAUCGAGGCUGAAACAAGAGAAGAGAAAACCUUCCGUAACUGGAUGAACUCUCUGGGCGUUUCUCCAAACGUCAACCACCUGUACUGGGACCUGUGUAAUGGUUUGGUGAUUCUGCAACUUUUAGAAAAGGUUAAAGUGCAUGUAAACUGGAGGAAAGUCAACCAGCCUCCAUAUCCUGCACUGGGUGGCAACAUGAAGAGGCUUGAGAAUUGUAACUACGCUGUGGAGCUGGGCAGAGAUGUGGCACACUUCUCUCUGGUCGGAGUCGGAGGUCAGAACAUAAACGAAGGGAGCCCCUUGCACAUACUGGCCCUGCUGUGGCAACUCAUGAGAAGAUACACGGUGCUGGUGCUGUCUGAUCUCGGGGAUGGGGAGCGUGUCGGGGACAAUAUCAUCCUGGACUGGGUCAACACCACACUGGGCCCCCAACUUAAAGACUCACAGAUCAGCAGCUUCAGGGACAAAAAGAUCAGCACCAGUCUGCCUGUUAUUGACCUGAUUGAUGUCAUCGCUCCUGGGACUGUCAAGUGGGACAUGGUGCAGAAAAGUGAGAAAGGAAGAAGCUUGACCAAAGAAGACAAACUCAACAAUGCCAAGUAUGCAGUGUCACUGGCUCGUAAGAUUGGAGCUCGGGUCUAUGCUCUUCCUGAUGAUUUAGUGGAGGUGAACCCCAAAAUGGUCCUUACAAUUUUUGCUUGUCUCAUGGGCCAUGGCAUGAAAAAGACCAGCCGCUGAAGCAUGGACCUUACAUGGAUAUUACAACUCCCACAAUGCCUCUCCUUGUCCUGCAGCUUUGUGACACACCAACAUACAUACAAUUAACAUAUAUUUUUCCAUUACUGUAAAUUAUUGCAUAUUUAAAUGUACACUAAUACAAAAAUACAGCUACAAAAUAAAUAUAAAAUGUAGACAUUCAAACACCAUCAUUUUAUUGUAUAUUGCAAAUCUUAUUUUUUCUUUGAAGUAUUAUAAUGUAUAUUUU